Molecule: messenger RNA, 3104 nt
Organism: Lytechinus pictus (painted urchin)
Lineage: Eukaryota; Metazoa; Echinodermata; Echinoidea; Temnopleuroida; Toxopneustidae
Product: histone-binding protein RBBP4
Exons: 12
Coding region: 134-1420 (428 amino acids)
Biological process (GO): chromatin remodeling; regulation of DNA-templated transcription
Cellular component (GO): ESC/E(Z) complex; NuRD complex; nucleus
Molecular function (GO): nucleosome binding; histone binding
Source: RefSeq, a predicted model, not a curated record
AUUGACACUUCCGUGUCCAUUCCGCGCGACAUUUUUGCAUGUUUGGCGGGGAGGAAAUCUAUUGUUCUUGGCAGAAAACGUACAUUGAUUUUCAUCUUUCCUGGUUUCUGUGACACUAAGAACACCCACAAGCAUGGCUGAAAAGGACAAUGAAACGUUUGAUGAUGCUGUUGAAGAGAGGGUGAUCAACGAAGAGUAUAAGAUAUGGAAGAAGAACACACCAUUCCUCUAUGACCUUGUAAUGACCCAUGCCCUUGAAUGGCCAAGUUUGACCUCCCAGUGGCUUCCAGACGUCCAAAAGCCUGAGGGUAAAGAUUAUUCCAUCCAUCGUCUAGUUCUUGGUACACACACAUCUGAUGAACAGAAUCACCUAGUCAUAGCCAGCGUCCAGCUUCCAAAUGAUGAUGCUAGCUUUGAUGCAGCACACUAUGACAGUGAGAAAGGAGAAUUUGGAGGGUUUGGCUCCGUGAGCGGUAAGAUCGAGAUAGACAUCAAGAUCAACCACGAGGGAGAAGUAAACAGAGCGCGUUACAUGCCACAGAACGCCACCAUCAUAGCAACCAAGACUCCUAGCAGUGAUGUACUGGUCUUUGAUUACACAAAACAUCCAUCCAAACCAGACCUGAAUGGUCAGUGCAGACCAGACCUGAGACUCCGCGGUCAUUCUAAGGAGGGAUAUGGUCUCUCAUGGAACCCUAGCCUUCAUGGCCACCUACUCAGUGCCUCAGAUGACCAUACCAUCUGCCUAUGGGACAUCAAUGAUAAGCCUAAAGAGAAUCGUGUGGUAGAUGCGAAGACUAUCUUCACAGGUCAUUCAGCGGUUGUCGAAGAUGUCUCGUGGCAUCUUCUCCACGAGAGUCUGUUUGGAUCGGUUGCCGAUGAUCAGAAGCUCAUGAUCUGGGAUACGAGAGUAAGCAAUCUUGCCAAAGCAAGUCAUUCUGUGGAUGCUCAUACUGCAGAGGUGAACUGCUUGUCUUUCAAUCCAUACAGUGAAUUUAUUUUGGCUACUGGCUCGGCUGACAAAACUGUUGCAUUGUGGGAUCUUCGUAAUCUGAAACUCAAGCUUCACUCAUUCGAGUCGCACAAGGAUGAGAUCUUCCAAGUUCAGUGGUCUCCGCAUAAUGAGACAAUCCUUGCUUCCAGUGGUACCGACAGAAGACUCAAUGUAUGGGACUUAAGUAAAAUUGGUGAGGAGCAGUCUCCUGAAGAUGCGGAAGAUGGACCUCCCGAGCUUCUCUUCAUCCACGGAGGUCACACGGCUAAGAUCUCAGAUUUCUCAUGGAAUCCUAACGAACCCUGGGUCAUCUGCUCCGUCUCUGAAGAUAAUAUCAUGCAAGUUUGGCAGAUGGCGGAGAACAUUUACAAUGACGAAGAUCCAGACACGUCAGCGGCUGAUUUAGAACAGCAAACUGCAUCAUAAAAGCUCCACUCUUUGAAACAAAUUUGGAUCAACAAAAGAAAAACAAAGACUCAAACUAUACUUGACUAUCAUUAGCCUACCCAUUUCUAGUGCCAUCACUUCCUUAUUCCUUCCUCUUUUCACGAUGUGUUUGCCUGAUUACCUCUUUGGUACCCCCAAAAUGUCCUUGUUUUUUUUUGCUACUUGUAUGUCUGAGAUCUAAACCAGAAGAUAAAAAAAAGUAAACUCAUAAAAAAAAAAAAAAUUCCUGAUAAAUUCCUGUCAAUUUGAAUCCUUCAGUAGUUGUCUGGUCUAGGAUCAUUUGAAUAUCUUUUAUAUAAUGUUGAUAGUUUUCGUAUGUUUAUUGAAGGUGAUCAGUACGGUUGUUAAUAUAGCCCAGGGGUGGUGUCUUGGGGAUAAUUGUCUUUGUAAGGGACGUACAGUCGCGUAAAAGGUCUUAGAUUUCAGCAUAAAGGGUCAUGGAGAUCAGAGAGCUGAAAAGGAAGGAUUGAUUCUUGAGGAAUGGAAUGAAAAUAAGUUUCUGAAGGCUUGUUGGGACAUACUGAGACAACUCUUCAUGGCAAUAAUCCCUGUGACAUCAGUCAUUUACGGCACAACAAGCCUCGCCGUUAAUGUUACUGAAAUGCAAAGUCUACCUAGACUUUUCUCAUGAGGAUUUUUCUGUUUAUUUGCAUGUAGAGAAAAUACUUUUAUAGACAGCAUAAAUUUAAACACCCAACACUUAGGUUGUUGCUGCUACAAUGUGUGUUUAAUCAUAAAUGUUAGUCUGUGUAGGUACUCGAGCUUAACUACGGUGUUAAACAUACAAGUAUACCUCACCAAUAUUUGCAUCUAUUCCCCAAAAAAAUUUGUAGGGUGGAGAAACGGUUUGUAAAUUUUUGUGAAUAUUCCAUCUUAGAACGGAGGAUGGUAGGAUAAGGGACUUAUUUUUUAGAAUAAGUGCACAAGCGUUUUAUGCUGAAUAUUAUAUAUUUUCCAAUGUAAUGGUCCUUUUCCGUUGUACCUGAAUGAAAUUGAUGAAUAAUUAGUGAUACCUCAUGAUGGUUUGCUUAAAACAGAGCAUUAUUUCUGUCUAAUUGGUACGGAGUUUCCUAGUGUUUACCUGGUUGUAUGUUUGAUAUCAAAGCAGGAAAUACAAACUCUUAUAAAAAUAAGUAAGUUGGUGGUGUAAGAAUGUUGCAUCUUCUCUAACUGUAUUUAUUCUGUUGCAGUACGUUUCACUUCAUUUUGCUUUUUGAAAGCAAAUAUUCAUUCUUUGAUCGUUGUUGUCUUUGCUUCGGUUAUUCUAUGUUAAUUAUAUAAUUUUCCAGUCGACGGAUGCUGUAUUAAUUUAUCUGAAGUACUGAAGAUUAUAAGUUAUUUUGUCUGCUGUCUGCAUUCAUUUGAAAAGUGAGUGAAGAGACCAAGUACUGCUGCUCCCUCACUAUAAAGAAAGAGAGAGGGGAAAAAGGGAAAUGUAUUCGACCUAAUUGCAACAUCAGUAGGUAAUAGCAAGAGCGAUCAAAUCAAAUGAUUACUAUCAGUGUUUUUCGAUGAUUUCCAUGUAUUUUCCUUGUAAGGAAUUGAUUAUACAAUGUACAGUAUGUAUCAUUUUUUUUCUACAAUAUGAAUUGUGUUCAGCCAAUGUCCGAUUUUCUGUAAUUCAGUGUAAAAACAGUUGAUUAAAGGACAUGUAGUAUUUGUA